Molecule: messenger RNA, 3255 nt
Organism: Musca vetustissima
Lineage: Eukaryota; Metazoa; Arthropoda; Insecta; Diptera; Muscidae
Gene: Taf4
Product: transcription initiation factor TFIID subunit 4
Exons: 10
Coding region: 27-3221 (1064 amino acids)
Biological process (GO): DNA-templated transcription; transcription initiation at RNA polymerase II promoter
Cellular component (GO): transcription factor TFIID complex
Molecular function (GO): RNA polymerase II general transcription initiation factor activity; protein heterodimerization activity; DNA binding
Source: RefSeq, a predicted model, not a curated record
UUGCCGGCAAAAUUGUUUGACGCGCAAUGAAUUCAAGUCAACCAACACAAGCGGCUCCCGGCAAUCGUAUAACAUUUACGAGUCAACAGCUACCCAAUGGUACCAUCAAUAUUGGGGGUGCACACGGUGGUUCAAUAAUAUCAACAUCACAAUUGCCCAAUACGACGACAAUUAAGACAAUAACAUCCAGUGCGGCUGGCCAACAGCAGCAACAUCAUUCAUUACCACAACAGGUACAAGUUCAACAUCAUCAGGUUUUACAAACAACAGGUCAGCAACAGGGCAAUCCAGUUGGUGCUGGUGGCCCUCAGCAACCACAACAAUCAGUAGGUGCCACACAAACGCAAACCUUAGUUAUAAAAUCUAAUCAUGCCGUUUCAUUACCGGCGGGUAUUGUCUCAAGUGCACCCGGAAUAGUAACUAUGACCAAGACCAUACAGCAGGGUGGUCAACCAAUUAUUAAUUCCAUGCUACCAGCUGGUGUAGUAGUCGGUAUGCGUCCUCCUGCUUCACAACAACAACCAAAGAAUGUCCAAGGUAAUACAAUGGGAAGAGUGGUCGUCGGAGGGCCACAUAUGGUGGGAACAAGACCUCAAAGUCCGUCGAUAACACUAAGUACACUAACCCCGGGGCAAACGCCUGCACUCAUUUUGAAAACCGAAAAUGGAUAUCAAUUAUUGCGCGUAGGGGGUGCUACAUCGGGCCCGGUGACACAAACAAUUGGCACUAAUUCCACAAACCCAACACAAAUACGCUUGCAAACUGUUCCAGCUGCUUCAAUAUCAAAUACCUCAACGGCCAACAGCAUUGUGGUAAAUUCAGUGGCAAAUUCCUCCAAUUCCCAGCCCACACAUGUCUAUACAUCCCAGGCCAAUAUAUCAGCGUUAUCACAUCAACAGCAAACAACGACAAAUGUUGUUACAUCGAUGCAGCAUCAGCACCAACAACAAUCACAACAGCAACAACAAUUCCAUACGCAGACGCAACAUUUACAAAGUCAACCUCAAAUAACUCAAAUACAGACAAUACCAGCGCAUCAAACAUCAUCAGGAGCCACCCACCUACAGCAAACAAAUCAACAGCAUCAGCAACAACAACAACAGCAUUCAUCAACAAAUAACACAACAAUGAACAAUGUGAAUAGCGGUUCUAAUGCGGGGACAACAACGACUACAACGCCCCAAAGUGCAGCGGCUCAGGGUAAUACCAAAGAAAAGUGUCGAAAAUUUCUCGCCAAUCUAAUUGAUUUGUCAACGCGAGAACCCAAACCGGUGGAGAAAAAUGUUCGCAAUCUAAUACAGGAACUUGUAAAUGCCAAUGUGGAACCGGAAGAAUUUUGUGAUCGUCUGGAAAGACUAUUGAAUGCCAGUCCCCAACCAUGUCUGAUAGGAUUUCUGAAGAAAAGUUUACCAUUACUGCGACAAGCAUUGUUUACAAAAGAAUUGGUAAUUGAAGGGAUUAAACCACCGCCGCAACAUGUUGUGGGAGGUAUUACCAUACAACAACAAUUGCCGAAAAUUCAAGCACAGAUCCGUCCCAUUAGUCAAAAUCAAACAACAACAAUAGGACAGACACAAGUGCGCAUGAUAUUACCUGCCUCAGCGUCUAGACCCAUAGGUCACACGACCAUAACAAAACAACCGGCUAGUGGUAUACGUAUACAGGGCCCGGCAAAUGGACCCCGUUUAAUAAAUACUCAGAUAAGAGGACCAAUGUCGCAACAAACAACGACGCAAUUGCAAACACAAUCGUCACAUGCGAAUAUUGUCCAAAUUCGUGCUCCCACAGCCACACAAAUUAGUCGCCCCGCCACGGUUCAAAUACGUACAUCCAAGGGAAAGAAUACAACGACGCCAACGGCUAGUCCUGGUGCUGGCAUAACACAUGUUAAAGUGGGGCAGACACAAAUUAAAGCUAUUUCCUCAUCGCCCUCACCUGCCAUUUCAUCACAACCACCAUCUUUGGCUGCCAUUUCCAAUAAUAUACCCACAGGUUCGACGUUGUCGUCAUCCGCAUCGAUUCUCUCCACCAUCAAUUCGGUAGCUAGCAAUGCUGUGUGUAGUGUAUCCGGCCUGCCGAUACCUUCAUUACCCACCGUGCAAUUACCGCCAGCCGUGUUGGCCCAACAGCAACAACAGCAGCAGCAGAUCCAGCUGCAGAAUUCGACACAUUCGUUAAUAAGCACAAAUACUUCGUCUCUAUCAGUGGAUCAAAUAAAAACGGAAAUCAAAACGGAGAAUUUGAAAAGUGGUGGCAUAGCGACAAUUGUCUCAGCGCCCUCAACACCCACUCAACAAGCUAACAAAGCGCCUGCCAAAACAACAACAGCCUCCGUCAAUAAGGCAGCGGCGAAAAAGAAAAGAGAUUUAGCGGAUAAGGAUCGCGAUGACUUGAAAAUCAACAACUCAACAUCGGCGGCAUCCAGUGCCGCGUCAUUUUUCCAACAACCUUCCAUAUCAAUGUCAUCAUAUGGAGAUGAUGACAUCAAUGAUGUUGCCGCUAUGGGUGGUGUCAAUUUGGCCGAGGAGACGCAGCGUAUAUUGGGCUGUACGGAAAAUAUCGGCACACAAAUACGUUCGUGUAAAGACGAAGUGUUUCUCCAUUUACCCGCCCUGCAAGCACGUAUACGUGCAAUGGUAAUGGAACGUGGCCUCGAAGAACCAUCACAAGAUGUAGCUGUGCUAAUAUCUCAUGCCUGCCAGGAACGACUGAAAAAUAUUGUUGAAAAGCUGGCAGUAAUAGCGGAACAUCGAAUUGAUGUUAUUAAAUUGGAUCCCCGUUAUGAAGUAACAAAGGAUGUCCGCGGACAAAUUAAAUUUUUAGAAGAACUCGAUAAGGCUGAACAAAAACGUCACGAAGAAUUGGAACGUGAAAUGCUAUUACGUGCAGCAAAAUCGAGAUCAAAAAUUGAAGAUCCCGAACAAGCAAAAAUGAAAGCGAGGGCAAAAGAAAUGCAACGCGCUGAAAUGGAGGAAUUAAGACAACGAGAUGCCAAUUUAACAGCUUUACAAGCCAUUGGUCCUCGCAAGAAAUUAAAAUUGGAUGGUGAGGGUGCGGGUUCUGGCCUGGGUGCAAGUAACGUUUUAGGAACAUCCGGAACGCCACCGGCACCAUUAAGGCCGCGUAUCAAGCGUGUCAAUUUACGUGACAUGCUAUUCUUCAUGGAACAAGAACGUGAAACGUGUCGAAGCCAAAUGUUAUAUAAGGCAUAUCUUAAGUGAUGCAUUAUUUUUAGAAUACACUGUAUAAAGAAGA